CAAAAUUGUAAACGAAAAUAGGAAACUUUUACCAUGUGACUUCUAAUCAUAUCUUAUUUGUAAUGUCUUAUAAAUAUAAAAGGUUUCUAGUGAUUUAAGAUUACUAAAUAAGUGUAACAUUAGAAAUUUCUUUCAUUUCAGUUCAUGAAAAUCUUGGACUAGAAAAUCUCUUUUCAUCUUAGUUAUUAAUGGUUCGCUUUACGUAAUGACUGCUGGUAGUAUGCGGUAUAUAGUAAAGUGUGACUGUGAAUAAAGAGAUAUAUAUGGUAAAUGAACAAUUUGUAUUAAUAUAGAAUACUUCCUAUUUGCAUAGGAAUCAAAUUUUUAUCUGGGAAGGAAAGGAAUUUAGGAGUUAUAGUGAAACAAUUACACAAUAGCAAUAAGGAAGUUCUUAUAGUGCAGCGGGGAAGAUAAAUGUGUCUUUCUGUUGACACGUUUAAUAAAUGUCCUGUGAAACAAGUGAAAAAAUAAACAUCAGGAUAUUUUACUAACAAGUGUUACUUUAUACUAUACAUGAAAUUGGCGAUAACAGGAGUCUAUGCAAAAUGAUAAGUCUAUUGAAGCGGAAACCUCGACAUGAUUACUUUACUGUGGAAUAUUCAGCCAGGUUCGAGGCAAAUACUAGUAUACCUACUUGGAAUGGUUACUUAUACCAGUUGCAGAAUGAGGCCCCAAAACCAAAGAAGAUGGUGUGUAAACGAGAGCCUGAAAGCAAACCAACAUACUAUGGGGGAGAGUAUCAUGGUCAGAUAUCCAGGGAGGAGGCAGAGGACAUAUUGUUUCAGGGAGGUGACGGUAGUUAUCUAGUCAGAAAAAGUGAUAGAGCACCAAAUGCAUUUACAUUAGCAAUAAGGUUUGAUAAACAAACGAAAAACUACAAGUUAUAUUAUGACGGACUACAUUAUGUAGGUGAAAAAAGAUUUGAGACUGUUGAACAAUUAGUUGCUGAUGGAUUAAUACAUUUUUAUAUCGAAUCAAGAGCCUCAGACUAUAUUGCAUCACUCUCAGAUGAGUCAAAUUACGCACAGUCGCCAUAUUUAGCUUACAGUGUUAAAAGGAAGAGGUUACAAAAAUCACGGAAAAAUGUUUCAAAUAAUCGAGUAAACCAGCCAGAUGUUCUAGCUAAUGCUAAUGUCUCCUUGAUGCCAUCAUCAAGAAAUUCUGUAAAAGAAACAAAAACGAAACAAAUUAUUGGUAUAAAACAUGUACGGAAAAAGCCAGAUGAUGAUGAUGAUGAUGUUGAUAGUCUAGAAGCUGACGGAGAAAUUGAUGUGUCCAUCUUUGAGAAACCUCAUGUUUUUAAAACACAUAAUUUCAUAGGGCUACACUGGUGUGACUUUUGUGCCAAUUUUAUGUGGGGACUGAUUGCCCAGGGAUCAAAGUGCCAAGAUUGUGGUUUCGAGGCCCAUAAGAAAUGUUCUGAGAAGGUGCCAAAUGAUUGUAUGCCAGAUAUAAAGUUUGUUAAGUCCAUAUUUGGGCAGGACUUGACUACAGUGAUAAAGGCUCGAAAGUCUCCUAUACCUAUCGUGGUGGAAAAGUGUAUAAAAGAAAUAGAGAGUAGAGGUUUAGAUGCUGAAGGACUUUACCGUGUAGCUGGUCUACAUGAUGAGGUGGAGGAAAUUAGAAUGGCAUUUGAUAAAGAUGGUGAAUGUACCAAUAUAAGCAGUGCGAAGUAUGAAGACAUCAAUACUAUAACAAGUGUAUUGAAGCUUUACUUCCGAUUGUUACCUAUACCUCUCGUUACCUUUGAUGGUUACAAGAGAAUUAUAGAGGGCAUGAACAAAGAAGAACUGAAGGAUAAAGUAUUGUUGGUGAGAGAAGGCUUGGCAAAAUUACCACCAGCACAUUAUCAAACCUUGAAAUAUCUCAUUAAUCAUUUAGUAAGGGUGACUGAGCAGAAAUCAAAGAACAUGAUGACAUCUGAAAACCUCGCGAUAGUUUUCGCUCCAACGUUGAUGCGAAGUCCAGACUCGGACCCCAUGUUGAGUCUCAUGUCCGUUGGUGCGGAACAGAAAAGUGUGGAACUUCUUAUCUCUCAGCAUAAAGACUUAUUCUUGAAAUGAAUGAUUAUGGUUUCUUAACAAUGGUCUGUUCAACCUUAUUUUUUAAAUAAACUCGUCCAUUUCGACUGAAGGGUUGAUGAAGAGGGGUCUACUUUUUACGUCAUAGGUGUUUUAAAGGCUAUGACAAGUAUGUUAUGGAUUUCUUCUGUUGAAACAUUUUUAGAUAUGAAGGACAAAAAAGUGCACAAAAUCUCCUUCAUAGGGAAGAUUUCAUGACAUUUCUUACAACUGAGAUAAUAUAGAAAUCUAUUCAAGUUUUGAACCAGAAGAUUAGAAAUAGUAUGGUAUAGUUAUUAGCAUAGUUGGAUAUUGAGUGGUAAAGUUUUCCAGCAUUAUAUGUGUUUAAAAGGAAAAUGAAUGGCAGUUAAUGAAGUACAUGUAUCAAAAUGAAUUAUUCUCAUUGUAGCAAAAGUUAGUUAUUUAUGUACAUAUUGAUAACGGUAGCAUUCUUAACAUCCUGAUGUUUGAAUCAUGGCAAUGACGUAUUUUUGUGUACAAAAAAUUAAACGUGAAGUUAUGUCAUAUUUUUGUGUACAUAAAUGUAAACAAGUGAAGGGUAAUGCAUAUAUGCAAUCAUUACCGGGCAGUAUUUAAAUCCCUAGCAUUUCAGGAAUUGUUCUUCCGCAUAAUGGUGUAUGUUUUAUGUCUGUACCAUUAGUAUAAUGUAGUAAAAAGGCAUUAGAAGGAAUUGUUAGGAAGAUAAUGAAGGGGGCAUCCUAGGCUGUGUGGUGAAGGUCGCUGACUUACCCCUCACCUCUGUUGGCUCAAGCCCCUCAUUGGUUGUCAUGUGAGAAGGUCAACCAGCUUGUCAUUCAGUGGUUUUACCCUGAUGUCCUUCUAUGCCUGAGAUAGUGCCCAAAUUGACAACUGGGGUCUUCUUUCAACAUAAAAGCUGGAAAAGUCACACUAAGAUCACUGUUGAUGUACCUUAAAUCCAAACAAAACAAAUAAACUAUCCUUUGUGUUCUUUCUGCUCCAAAUUGGAUCUUUUCCAUGUGUUACUCCUUUUCAUAGUAAGGCUUAGGAUUUAAAAAAGAUUUAUUUGCAAUUUUGCUCACUUUCAAAAGGAAACUGAGAAUAAACUUCAUUAUACCUCAUGUAUUUGAAAAUUGCUUUUCCCCAUAUUUAUGAAUUCUCAACCUGUCUAUACAUGCCUAGAAUUUGUAUGUGAAGCACCAAAGUCCACUAACAAUAUAUAACAAAUGGCAUAUUUUGUGUUCUUGCUUUUUGGAGAAUACAUAUUUAUUGACCGUUUUAUUCAUUAUUUUAUGGAUUUGCAUACCCAUAUUGAAUUUUAAGACUGCCAUGUUUUCCAUUACGAGUUUAUUUAACUUUUUUAACCUACAUUAUUUCAGCCAAAUAUUAGAAAAUGUAAGUGUUAUUCAUUGACAAGUCUGCUAAUAUGUUAUCAGGUGGUGGCUUGGUUAUAUAAGUAAAUUUGGAAACCAGUCUCGAAACUAACAUUUGAUUGGAUGUUAUAGAUCCAAGUCUUGAUAUUGACCAAUGAAAUGCUUUCAUUCUGAGACUUGUCAACAAAAGAUAUGUAACAUUGGAAUUAGGCUUUGAAAUUUUUAUGAAACCAUUUUGUCAAAUGUUCCUUUAACAUUAGUCAUUGCUGGAGUAGUUAGACCUUGCUUUCUAUAUUAAGUGAAAAAAUUAGCAUCUAUUUCUGAAAAAGAUUAGUUACUAACUUGUUUGUGAUAUUUCUUCAAAUAAUUUAUACUUCCACUUAAAAGUUUAUGCUAAACAAGUUUGUUCCAUAUCAUAAUGAAAAGGAUUAUUAGAUAGGUCUUAGGUUAGAUUUAUUUUUUUUGCAAAUGAAGAGGCCUGGUUAGAAAGGAAGCUGUUUUCAAUCCCAUGGCUUCUUGUAGCAGCUUACCUUUCUCAAGAGUCUAUUUCAGUGAAAUAUUAAUCAUCAGGCAUACAUGAGGAUGGUCUGUAUUUAUGUUUUACAUGUUGAUAUUUCUUCAGACAUAUCUAGCAAGAAUAUGAUUUCAUUGUUGUAAAUAACUUUCAACUUCUGUAUAGUAUGUCAUUGAGUAACCACUUCUUUCUGAGAUAAUAUGUGUUUUGGUAGGAGAUAUUGUGUUGCAAAAAGGGGAUGCAAGCAAGAACUGGUUAAAAAUUUCUCUCAUAUCAUACUGCAGUAAAUUUUCAGCAUGUUCAGUUGUGGACAAAUUUAGGAUGAUUUAGGCCAUUUGUUAACCAUGCCCAAAGUACUGUUUAAAGAAGCAAACAACAGAACUCUAAAUUAAAGUUGUCAUCAUCAUUUCUUUCUUUAAGAGGGUCAUUUUGGCCAAGUGGUGAAGGGCACUGAUUUCAAACCUCUGCAGGUUGCAGCCCUGAUUAAUCCAUCAUGUCAGGAAGCCAUCCAACUGGCUGUUACCCAGGUGCUCACUUGUGCCUGAAAUGAUGCCCAGGGCGAUACCUAGUGUCAUCCUCCACCAUUAAAGGUGGAAAGUUGCCAUAGAACCAAAAUUCUGCCAGCGAGACUACAAGCAAACAAAAAAUAUCUUUUGUAUAUUUCAAUUAUGGCAUGGCACAAUAUCAAUUAAUAUGAUUAUGGAGAGAUUUUAUAUAAAACUAUAAUUAUCUCUUUAAAACCCCAGUAUAAUAGGUUCAUACUGUAGCAUGCUAACACACAAAUUGAUAUUUUAAUACAUAUUUUUUUUUUUAAUAUUUAUGAAAUAAAGCUAUAGGAAUUCAUUUUAUGCCAUGAUAUUUUGCAGAUGAGAUGAAACAAACAUUAACUAGUUUUCUUGCUUGUCCACAUCUCUUUACUUUUAUUUGUGUAAAAAUAGUGAUCUGUUCUUGUGCAAUAUUUUCUAGUAUUUUUCUUCCAUAUUUUUUUAUGUUCUGCUGAUCAAGUUCUAAGUGCUGAUUUGUAUUGGGUUGGAACAAAAACCCCAUCAUCUGAUUGGUUGUUUAUGACCACAAAUUUAAAAUUGACCAAUGGCAAUGGUGCAGUCUGGGACUGGUCUCCAAACUACAGUUUAUAAUCUUUGGUUAUUACUAGCGACUUUUAAAAAAAUAUCUGUGCAUUUUGUGUUAUAGGAAUUAAACGUUUUGCCACUAAACAUAUCUUUACACACUUUGAAAGCUUUUUAAUGCAUUUCAGUGGUAACUGAAGAAAUUGCAAAGCUUCUAAGGGGAAAGUUUUUAGUUCAGCUUUGUAAUAAAUUGAUGUGUUCUGUUUAGACCACAAAGUUUUGUUAAUUUCUGAAACAUGUAAAUGGAAACCUUAGUUUAGUUUUAGUCAGCUUCUGAUUUGAGCAUAUAAACAACUAGUCAGAGCCUGGGGUUAUAAAACUGUAUUUGGGACCAGUCUAAAAUCUCUAGCUUCUGAGCACAAUUUUAAAAUGGACAGUUAGCAAGGCUUGCAUUAUAAGGCUGUUUUCAAUUUCAGCUUUUAUUACAUCAAGGCCCAGGAUUUUAUUUUAUGCAGUUUUUCAAACUUUAUUUGAGCCACGCCAUGAGAAAACCAACAUAGUGGCUUUGCGACCAGCAUGGAUCCAGACCAGCCUGCGCAUCUGCGCAGUCUAGUCAAGAUCCAUGCUGUUCGCUUUCAAAGCCUAUUGUAAUUAGAGAAACUGUUAGCGAACAGCAUGGAUCCUGACCAGACUGCACUGAUGCGCAGGCUUGUCUGGAUCCAUGCAGGUCGCAAAGUCACUAUGUUGGUUUUCACAUGGCGCGGCUCAUUUUUCUAAUUUGUAUGUUUCAGUUCAUCUUUCUCAUUCUGGUUGAUUUUAGUUGUAAUUUUUGUUUGUUCUUUGUUUUCCUUGACUGUUACAUUUGUUAAGUUAUACUUUCCAUUUUAAUUUUGUUUCUUUAUAUUAUAAUCCAUAUCAUCUAACUUGAAAGAUUAUGUGGCACCUGAUUUAUUGUUUGGAACAUUUUUUUUGUGUGUUCUAAGCAUCUAAACUACAAACAACAAUUUUAUUGAGCUGUAAAGUCACAGUUUCGAAUAUAUUAUUUUUAAGCAUAAUGUGGUCUUUUUGACAAUCUUAAUAUUAUUUCAACUUCUUGAUUUAUCAAUGUUUUUUUUUUUUUAAAAAAAGGAAAUUACCUGACAAUUAAAUGAACAAGGAAUGAAUACUGGGAACUUAUGUAUUGCUUUAGAGGUCAUACAUUUCAAGGUCAUUAUUUGUUUGUUUGAUGCUUUAUUAAGCAUGAAUUAAGUGACUUUUUAUAUUUAUUCAUUGCAAGUUUAUACAAAUCUGCUACUCUUCAGUCUUAUACCUUUAGAACCUAAGUCACUAACUCAGGAAUCAGAAAGAACCAAGACUUUCAGUAGGUGCACAUAACAUGCCAUUCUACAUUAAUAGCUGCUUCUAUAGAAGUUUUCUUAAAAUUAGAAUAUAAUACUACAUGUACAUUAGACAAUGCUAAAAAUGUCAAAAAAGAGCAAAGAAUCUGCACAUCCUGUUAUAUAAAUGCUGUCCUACUGUAGGUUCCUGUAGAUCUAGGUUUUUCUUUUUACCUGCACUUCAUAGAUAUUCUGCCUACCUACAAGGCCACCGUGUUAAGGCAUGUAAAAUGAAUAGAGUCUUUGUUGAUGCAUAGAAGCUUUCUUUAGAAUACAUAGAAUAUAAUACUACAUCAGACAAUGUGUGUUGCUAUCUACACACAACUUGCUACUUUAUUGUAAAAUGGGCAUUCUUAUUCGACUACAUGCAAUGUAUUAGUUUUACCUUUUAAUUUUGUUGCUAUGCACUUAGCUAUUACCAAUAUAUUCCAUUUUUAGCUCAUCUGAUUUUUUGAAAAAAAAUGAUGAGUUAUUGUCAUCACUUGAGCGGUUGUCGGCGUCGGCGUCUGCGUCGGCGUUGCCUGGUUAAGUUUUAUGUUUAGGUCAGCUUUUCUCCUAAACUAUCAAAGCUAUUGCUUUGAAACUUGGAAUACUUGUUCACCAUCAUAAGCUGACCCUGUAUAGCAAGAAACAUAACUCCAUGUUGCUUUUUGCAAGAUUUAUGGCCCCUUUUGUACUUAGAAAAUAUCAGAUUUCUUGGUUAAGUUUUAUGUUUAGGUCAACUUAUCUCCUAAACUAUCAAAGCUUUUGCUUUGAAACUUGGAAUACUUGUUCACCAUCAUAAGCAGACCCUGUACAUCAAGAAACAUAACUCCAUCUUGCUUUUUGCAAGAAUUAUUGCCCCUUUUGGACUUAGAAAAUCAGUUUUCUUGGUUAAGUUUUAUGUUUAGGUCAGCUUUUAUCCUAAACUAUCAAAGGUAUUCCUUUAAAACUUGCAACACUUGUUCACCAUCAUAAGCUGACCCUGUACAGCAAGAAACAUAACUCCAUCCUGCUUUUUGCAAGAUUUAUGGCCCCUUUUGGACUUAGAAAAUAUCAGAUUUCUUGGUUAAGUUUUAUGUUUAGGUCAACUUUUUCUCUUAAACUAUCAAAGCUAUUGCUUUAAAACUUGCAACUCUUGUUCACCAUCAUAAGCUGACCCUGUACAGCAAGCAACAUAACUCCAUCCUGCUUUUUGCAAUAAUUAUUGCCCCUUUUGGACAUAGAAAAAUCAUUUUCUUGGUUGAAUAUUAUGUUUAAGUCAACUUUUCUCAUAAACUAUCAAAGCUAUUGCUUUAAAACUUGCAACAGUUUUUCACCAUCAUAAGUGGACACUGUACAUCAAGAAACAUAACUCUAUCCUGCUUUUUGCAAGAGUGAUGGCCCUUUUUAGACUUAAAAAAUCAUGGGUAGGACAAUAUUUCUAUUAUACAAAAAAAAUCAGAUGAGCGUCAGCAUCCGCAAGGCGGUGCUCUUGUUUAUAUUUUGAUAUGACCAAACAUCUUUUUUUUUUUCAUAUUAACACGGAGAAAGUAGCAUUAUUUUCUGAAAUAAAUUUGAUUUAUAAUAAAUUUAUAAUUCAGCGUCGGGUAUUCUAAGGUAUUUUUUUCAAAAAUGAAAGUAGAAAACAAAAUAUGAGUAUGCUGCAGUUUGCUUAGAAUGGUCCGUGUGCCAGAUUGUUUGUAAAAACAUUCUGUUUUGUGGUGACAGUUUUCAUGUGUACAUCACAGGUGUUAGAUAGAUUUUAGGGGUGUUUUUUUUAGAAAUGAAAUUUUGAAGGAAUGGUGCUUUAUGAUACAGUGUGUUAUAUAAGUAUUCAAUUACUUAUUGCAGAAGAAGUGCUUAACUAAUAUAAAUUAUUUACAUUGCAUUACUAACCAGCUUUCAAGGAAGAGGGAUUUUGUUAUAUGUAUAGUAAAAAAUCAAAAUGCAAACAGUUUUAUCUUGGUAAUAAUGCAUUCCAGACAACCUGUAUUUUCAAGAUUUUUUCCUUGAAUAAUUACUUUAACAGAAAUGGUCCCGAAAAGGGUUGCCUUUCUGUAAUUUCACAUUUUCAAUUAUCUGUCAAAGUUUAGUUUUUUAAAACUGAAGGGAAACAACUCUGUCAGACUUAAUUUAUUUUCCUACAUUAUUUGUGUGACCAGUAUAAAGGACCACAGUUUUUCCAUCUUAUAUUGUUUCAUUUUAUUUUGUCAUAGAAAUUUGCAUUAAGCCCAUGUUUUUUAUGAAAAUAUAUCUUUUCCAGGAAUAUUUCACAUAAAAAAAUGGAAAUUUAUGUCACAGUUCAUUAUAAUAUCAUGAAAAAUUUCGCUGUAAAGAUUUGAUGUACAUACACGAAGAUAAAACAUUAGACAGGACUAAAGUGCAUUUUUUUCUGUCUGUUUUUUUGUUUGUUUUUUUUUUUUACAAAAUUUAUGAAUUUGAUAGGGGUAAAAUUUCGUAGUUUCGACAAAAGUUGCUUUUAGUAUGGACAUGAAUUCAUCAGUAAAUAUGAAUGUGAAUUGUAUUAGUUUGUGUGGAUUUAACCCUAACCAUGCUUGACACGAUCGAUUCUGCCUUUGUGACCAGUGCAGAUCAUGAUCAGCCUUGCAUGUCCAUACAGUCUGAUCAUGGUCUGCACUGUUUUGCCAUUCAGUCAGUAUCUUUUUGGUAAGCACUCCUUUUAACAGUUAAUAGUACUAUCCAAAUUGAAAGAUGGACAGGUUCAUUAUAGAAAUUUAGCUGUGCAAGGGUAAAUUUCGUUGAUUGAUGCAACCACAAAAUCCAGGAAAGUUUAACUACCAAAAAUAAUAAUGAUUUCAUGGCACAUAAAUUAACAACCUAAAAAAACAUUGACGCAAGGCUGACUAAAGGGAAGUUACUCUAAUUGAGAAUAAAGUUACAGAGAAAUAGACAUUUUAAAGAGAGAGAUUAUUUCUUGACUAUUUGAUAAUGUACAUUUAAUCCUGUUAGUUUAAGAUUUAUUUUUUUAUACAAUAUUCUGGAUUGCCAAUUUAAAACAAUGGUGACAGCCUUUAGCAGACACUUUAAUAUUAUGUUUAUUCUGAUUACAGAGAGGAGAAAAUGUCAGAAUUAUACUGUACAUUCAGUAGUUUUGUAUAUGAUAAUUAUGGUAAGCUUGCUUGUUAAUUAUGCUUAUUGUUUGUUGUUAAUGUAGCAAUAAUUCCAUUUGGUUUCAUAGUAUUAUACAUGUAUAUCUUAAUUGUGUAACAUAACAAGUUAUCAUUUGAUAAUGUAAACACUGUGUAUGUUAAUGAGAAAUAAUGUGAACAUCAUGUCACAUUUAUUAUAAAUAUCAUGGUCAUUGCAUAUAUACCUCUUUUUGGCAUCAUUCAUUAUUUAAUUUCAUUUUGUCUUCUGUUUUCAGUAACAGGUUCAUUGUAUUUGGUAGUUGAAUGAUUUAAAUUGUGUUUAUUUCUGAUUUAAAAAAGAAAUCUGAACCAAAGGUCAAGGAUGAGCAAUUGCGACUGUACUGUGUCUGUCAUUUGCGCCUUUUAGGAGCUUCCAGAGUGAAAAAAAAAUGUAGACAUCUUUUUAAAUCUUCCUAAGAAAGGAAAAAACUCUGUAAAUAGCAUUUUCCCAAGAACUGCUUCAUUUCUUGACAGAAAAAUUAGUAAGAGACAUAUAAAAAGGAAAAUUUUCUGGCAGUUAUUUUACAUUUAUAGAAACAUAAAGUUAACUUUCCAGAAAACUUCGCUGCCAGGAAUUGUAAAGUAAUCCUUUGGAAUGAAAUGUCAAAUCCAAAACCCAUAGCUCAAUAGGGAGAAUGCAGAUCUAUGUAUCACCAGAGUUUAAAGAUAUAAAACUUGAAGGAUGUUCACCAGACUUUGACAAAAGCAAGGUCUGUAGGUUAAGGUUCUUUCUCAGGUGAGCAGGUUAUGUCCAUUUAAGCCUCUUAUUAAAAGAAUUGAGUUUUUAAGAUAAUUAAAAUCGAACAAAAUACAAUUACUGCAACUGAAUUGUUGACAUAUAUAUGAUGCAUAGAUAUUGUACUUAUUUUGAUUUUGAAAUAAAUUUGUUUUAUAUAAAAGUU
Molecule: messenger RNA, 10381 nt
Organism: Mercenaria mercenaria
Lineage: Eukaryota; Metazoa; Mollusca; Bivalvia; Venerida; Veneridae
Product: N-chimaerin-like
Exons: 12
Coding region: 546-2063 (505 amino acids)
Biological process (GO): regulation of GTPase activity; signal transduction
Molecular function (GO): GTPase activator activity
Source: RefSeq, a predicted model, not a curated record